CUGAGGAUCACUUUCACACUGCAGCUCCACGGACUUUAUACACAACAGACCUGAGACAAGGAGAAAAAAGGAGAAAACUUGAUUUUGUCAGACACACACACACACACACACACACACACACACACACACAGCAGGAACACUCUCACCUCUAAUUGUGAUAAACACAGCCGACCUCCACACAACACAACACACACACACAACACACACACAAUCACAGUGUGUGAUGGCUGCCCUGGACCUGCACUGUGGUGUGGAUCCUGGAGUGUGUGUGUGGAGUGGAGAGUGUUUGGAUUCACUCGACUCCUUCGACUCUGAGAUGCAGCAGUGGGAGGAGCAACUACAGGAAGUCCAGAGGAAAAUAGAGGAAUUAUAUAAGGUAGUGGAAGCACGCAGGGGAACCAAUGAGAUGAACCCAAACUCCAACGCUCAGCUGGACAUCACCUUACUUCCUGUCAACACCACCAGGGGUUUCCUUAAUAAUGGUUGCCAUGGUGAAAAUAUAAGCAGCACCGCACCGCAACAGCCGAGUGAUGUCAGCUUCACCCCCUCCUGCAGUUACGGUGUAGGUUAUCAGAAGCAUGGUGUUGCGAGUCCUCAGAGUUACAGCGUCAGUGAUCAGGAAGUGAUGAUGGACAUUCUGGAUGGAUACCUGGGCGUGGACACGAGAACAAGUCAAAGAGCAGAGAAAACACAUGGAGCUACGAACACAAGCUCCGCCCACAAUCACACAGUUUCCACCUAUCAGAACGCAAGUAAUCAGUGGCUGGGGAGCACCAGUGCUUAUGUGUCUCUGGGUGAAUUUGAAGAAGCACAGAACAGGAAGAAUAAAGGCUCGGUUUGGGAAGAACCCAGAGUCCGACAUGUGAGCUGGAGAGACCAAGUCACCAUCCCUGAGAAAUCAGUCACUAAACCACCAAUCCACCAGAGAGACAGCCCUCACCCUCCCCAGACUCGCCCCGCAAACCUCUCCGACUCGCCUAAGUGCCCUCUGGUGGACAGGAGGUGCGGCAGCCCGUCUGUCCUGCUCAAGUUCGGAGCAAUGCUGCAGGAAAACGAAGGGAAAACUCUGAUUGAGGACGGAAUCGUAACCACGUUGGUGCCCAAACAUGUUCCCAAGUCCCCAAGGCAUGGAGGAAGCCGGGGGUCCAAACACGUCCCUGUGAGGGGCAACGAAACUCCUGUAACGCAUCGGAACUGUGAGCACGGAGGGGCGAAGGUGGGAGUCAAGAUCUCGCAUUGGGGGACGGACAAUCUGCAGAUGGGGGAGAGGAUUUUGGGAAAUUUCUCUACACCUUCACCAAGGAACACACCAUCUCCACACCUGGUGAGCUGUGACUCCUCCCCCACUACACCCAGGAGGAGUUUCUCUCGUCCGGCUCGUCCGGCUCAUCAGCGCCCUCCAUCCCGGUGGGCGAGCCACACCCCGACAGCUGGCACCAUCACGCCCACUAUUCCCCGAUCUCGCUCGCUCAGUCCCGCAUGUAAACCCAAACAGCGCUACAAUAAGCACAGUCUGUUCACAGAAACCAUCAUCAUGUGAGCAGGAAACCUUCAGGAUUUCACCUGUGACCUUUGGAAUGUUUGAAUCUUUCAUAUGUUUUGUAUCUCACAGUUGUUUGUGUAUUUGACUGUGCAUAUUUACAAUCUUAUAAGAAGAAUAAAGAGUUGGGAUCUUCCUGUAA
Molecule: messenger RNA, 1682 nt
Organism: Silurus meridionalis
Lineage: Eukaryota; Metazoa; Chordata; Actinopteri; Siluriformes; Siluridae
Exons: 6
Coding region: 224-1540 (438 amino acids)
Source: RefSeq, a predicted model, not a curated record